GUGGGAGGGCGCUGAAGAAGGGCAGAGCGAGGCAGUGAAGAAGGAGGUUGCUGAGGGUGCCGGUGGCUACAGCAUCUCUGCCAAGCUUGAACCAGCAACCAUGGCUGGCCACGACUCAGGAUCUCAACACCAGUUCACUGGAUUUCAGAAGUACUUCAAUUCCUAUACCAUCACAGGCAGGAGGAACUAUGUAAUAGCAACGUAUACAGGCAUUGCAAUGCUCGUCUUGUAUUUCAAGCUUAGACCUAAAAAGAAGACUCCUGCUGUGGCAGAUAAGUAAAUGGUUUCUGGCAUGUCUGAAGCGCCAAUCUGUGUCAAUGUAAAGGAAGCUGAUGUCCUUUGAUGGCUAAUAAAAUAUAAACAAUUAUUUGCUUUAUUGAAAAAGUGACAUGGUGCAAAGAAGCACAAGUGGGGUACUUCUUCCUAUUUCAAAAAUAAUUUGUGGUGGAGAUGGAGUAGCUGAGUAUUUCAUCUCAUUUGCUGUUGUAACACAUCUUAAAAUGACCUGAGCACUUGGUAGUGAUUUAGGAAAGAUCUCAGCAGCAUGAUCUUAGCAAGCGCAGAGCUUACAGCUGCUCAAAGCAUCUCUAUGUUGCCAAGUGUCAUAGUGGACAGCAGUAAACUUGCAUGGCUUGCAAUUACUUGGUUGUGCUGCUUACUCGCUUUUUUUUUUUUACACUUCCAGCUACUAGCUUACAUGGAAACCAUUACUUUACUAAUGAUAAUGCAAUGCAGAAUGGCAGUCAACUGUAGCCUCUGUUGCCUGUAUUUCAUGUAGAAUCUUUCUGAUUUUGAGUGAAAACAUCCCACCAUAGAGAGAUCAAAUCUUAGCACGCGUUCCUUACUUUCUCAAAAUGUUGACCUGUAUAUACAGCCAGCUCUGCCCACUGCUAAAGGUGGUAUAUCAUGUUCUCUACCCACUGUCUUUCUACAACAAAGUUCAGUAAAAUUCAGUUCCUUAGAUGAAGAUGAUUACAUAGCACAGUGCUUCUUGGAAGGUCACCAGCAACGAGGGUUGGAGCUGGGACCUGUGCUGCAAAAGCAUGAGGCAAAAAAAAAAAAGCAAACACUAUGAGGAGGUAAGCAUGGUUACUGGCAAAGAGAGUGUAGGUCAGAGGAAAUUACACGAGGUUCUUGUGCUCUCCCUCCAUCCUUAAUUUAUUAUUAAAGCCAUCCUUCUGAAUAAAUCUAGUCUUUCUGUUGGUUUACAUCAACAGCCUCUGCCCUUUAUGACUUUCCAGCCGAACAAUAAUUGUUGUAACAGUGUAAUACAUCCAUUUGGCUAAAAUGUAUCACACGUAUUUAAUUCUAACUGUAAGUUCAACAACCAGUCAUCAACUGCUGAACUACUUUGUUUCUCCUAGCAGAGUACUCACUUUUGAAAGCACUGCUCUCACAUCCGCUGCAGCUGUCAAGGAAAGAAAGCAUCUUCUUCCAACAUACAGUCUACAGACACAAGCUAUGUGGUUUUAGUAUUUAUUAUACUAUCAAAAGUAUAAAACUGUACAAAAUAAAAAGGCAGAAUGCAGCACUGUUUUCUUCAAGCUCUCAAAGCUGUACAUGCUUUUAGGUAACUUGCUUGAUUCACUACAAUGUUACUUAAAUCCAGCUGGUCGUAUUGAGUGCUAGGAAAUUUUGAUGUACCUUUACAGAUAAAAUCCAUAAUAGUAUAGUUUUAAAGAAAGUUUCCCAAUUAGCUUCCUUACGAAUUUUCCACCCUUAUUUUGACAUUUAAUGCCCCUAAUGCCCCUUUACUCCAAGGCUUAGUCAGAAAAAAGAUGAGAUAGGAGGUAGUUCUUUGUUUACUUUAGAAAUGUCAAGUCUUGGUUUUCUGCAUCUUCAGUAGAGAGCCAGCAGAUUGCUUAAGUGGCUGAGCCCUUACUGCAAGUAACGGAAUACAAACUGAGAUUUCCCUGUAUGUAGCUUGUAAAAGAUCUUUAAAGGCCUUUCCUUUGGUGGUGAUCCCAUUCAUAGAUCCCAAAACAAGGUCUAUCCUCCCAGUGUUUUGUAUGUUUUACUUUUUCUUAGAAGCUCUGAGCUUUACUGGUUGUCCAGCAAGACUUACUGGAGUACAGCAGGGUCUUUUUUUGGGUGGCAAUUGUCACACCAGCAGACAAGCCGGCCUUUCAAAAGCAAACUGAUAGUAUACUGAUGACUGAUUAAGCUUUUUGCUCUGCAAUUAUGUUUCAAUUUCUUGAUCCUUCACUAGUUUUACGGUGUGAUGUAUUAAACUGUAUGCUAAAAGGAUGCAGGUUUUUGAAGCUCUUCAAAUCUAAGAAAACAUAUGAAGGUUUAAGUAUACUGUUUUAAAGAUUGGGUGCAUGUCAGUUGUCCCUUUCCCCCAAACUAUCCCUCCAAAGAAUUCACAUUGCAAUUUGUGUUGCUUAUCACACAGCAGCAGCUACUUGUCAGAACAGAAUAACAAGAUCUGCAUUUCUAAUACCUCAAAAGAGCACAGAAGUUUGAAAUCUUUUCAGGACUUGGUACUUAAAUUCAUAAAAACUACAUGUAACUUUUCUGCAGUUCCCCACAGGCCUCUGCCUGUUGGGCUUAUUCUUUCAAUGCCCUAUUUGUUGCUGUAAUAUUCUCACCAUAACUGUUGCCCAGCCCAGGCUACAGUGAGUUAAACUACAUUCUCCUUUUCUGAGUGAAGUUUUUACCUGCGUUUGAGACUGAUUAAAACAUUAGCAAACCGUACAUUAAGUGCUUUAAAAAAAAAUCAUUUGAGAACACAGCAAGGCUGUUAACUUUCCAGAAGUUUCAGCAGAGCUCAAUACCAUCUCUAAGAAGAGACAGCCAUUUUCAUAUACAUAAGUGUGUGUAUAUAUAUAUAUAUAUAUACAUAUACGCACAUAUGUAUACAUUUAUCAAAAGCACCAUGAAACAAUUCCUUCCUUUAAACUCACAUUGUCUUGUCAAUCUCCAGCAUUUUCAAACUGUGAGAGCAGAAUAUGUGAAUUAUGAGAGCAGAACAGAGAAGACGUUGGCUUGAGUUAGUUUACAUAGUUUUGUUUUUCCUGCAAUGGACUAGUGAAGUCCACCCAUACGAGACAUUCCUCUUCAUCUCACAUCCUGAGGUCACUGCUGCGACAACUUGGCACAGCCGGUCUUACGUCUUCCUGAUCUACUGUGAACUGUAGGCUCCUGCAGCUAGCAGCAAGUUCCUGCGUGUAAAAUGAAGGUGGACAACUGGAGUUGAUUUGGUCAUGUAUGUACCUAGUAACAAGUCCUGUGAGUUUUCAGGCAAGUUUAUGUGUCCAGUGGCUGUAGUAAAGUCAUCCGUUUCUAAAUCUUCAAAUGCUUUCACUGCAUCCCACAGCCGAACUGUGUUAUCCAUUGAACCUAAAAGGGAAAAAGGAAAGUAACAUUUAAAAGUCUUUUCCUUGCUAGACAGCAAGUUAACACAAUAGGAAUUAAAACUCACAAAGCAGAAUUGCUCAUAACUGAAUAAUAAGCCCUCAUCCUGCAAUGAAGCAUUUUUAAACAAGCCUUUAACACAGUGGAUGCACACAUAAAAGCUAUCACCUGUAAUCUAAGAGGAAUGCACUGUUGAUAAAGUGCAAAGAAGCACCUCUCAGAACACCUGGGUUUCCAUUCUAUCAACCAGCACUUGAAAAGGCAAGGCUACCUUAGGGCUACAUGCCAACUCCACCAGAUACUUAUGAUUCUAAAUCACUUAAUGACUUUCUUUUUGAAACUUGGAUAGUUUCUUUGAUAGAGGAAAGACCCCCAGUAUUUUGCAGGCCCAGUGGUCUGUGCUUUCAUUGGAGCACUGGUCAGCUGAAGGAACCAUGCAGUGGGAGCAUUCAAUCCUGUGGUAGCGGCUCACUCAGGAUUCUUAAAGCACUGCAGUUAGGAAUGGGGAACUAAAUAAAUUCCUAGCCUGGUUUCAUAAGGAAAUUACUUGGUUGCAGCUUACAGUACCUGUACAUCGUUUCUUCUAUCAGUAACUUGAACUUUUUCACUAACUUCAACUAGUUGACAGAACAGAGCAAACUUGGAAUUUACUAAAUUCCAAUGCAUUUUAAGACAACGGUUCACAGAGACGAAACUGUGCCUCCACAGAGUGAAAACAGUGACAAAGGAGCCCUACCAAAUAAGCCACCAGAGUAUCCAUGUGGACAGGCAGGAAAACCAAGCGAACUUCACAAGUUCAACCGCUUGUAAACCUGAUUGUUGAUGUUUAACUUUAUAUUAAAAAUCUAGCACAAACAAA
Messenger RNA from Gallus gallus (chicken), 4216 nucleotides. It is a transcript of the gene ATP5MK, whose product is annotated as up-regulated during skeletal muscle growth 5 homolog (mouse). Bases 101 to 280 code for a protein of 59 amino acids. The record is from RefSeq and is marked validated. Lineage: Eukaryota; Metazoa; Chordata; Aves; Galliformes; Phasianidae. The transcript has 5 exons.